This is a messenger RNA of Pisolithus orientalis, 1307 nucleotides long. RefSeq names its product CAAX protease self-immunity-domain-containing protein. Gene Ontology annotation, cellular component: endoplasmic reticulum membrane. Gene Ontology annotation, biological process: CAAX-box protein processing. The transcript has 6 exons. Lineage: Eukaryota; Fungi; Basidiomycota; Agaricomycetes; Boletales; Pisolithaceae. The record is from RefSeq and is a predicted model, not a curated record. Bases 165 to 1139 code for a protein of 324 amino acids. Gene Ontology annotation, molecular function: metalloendopeptidase activity.
UGACCCCUGUCUGCGCAACCACGUCGUGUUCCGUGUUUCCAAGACACCGUCGCCAGCUGCAGCACACGGCAGCACGCCAACGGCGCUGUUGUCUUGUUCACAAAGGGCUCGUGCCACCGCCACAGGCCUUUGCUAACGCACGCGUUUCAUGAAACUCUUUCAUUAUGUCUUUCGCGUUGCAGCAAGCUGGGGUGGUUUCUAGGCUUUCCAAUUCGUUGGGUGUCUCCUCCGCUCACGCGUUGGCUGCGGUCUACACGACUUUGUAUGUCGGCUCGAUCUACCUGUCGAAAGGCGCCCGACUGUCGUUCUCCAAAGCCAAAGCGUACAUCGACUUUGGUUACUCCAGGCCCAAGGAGAUGCGCGAACGCUGGAGGGAUGACCCGGACGUCAUCCGGGCCCGUUUGGUUGCUGUCAGCAUUGCAACCAUCAUUUGUUGUGUUAUGGCGGCUGAUCCCGUGAGAGAGAUCGCAGGGAACGAGCUUGACCGUGUUACCCUACUUCGUUUGACACUGUCACAUCUGGGCAUCACUUUCUCUGGUCUCCUUCCUUUCCUUGUGACGCCAGUCUUGUACCUGGGACCUCUCUACUCUCGCUUCCUGGUGGGGACCCUGCCAUUUCAAAGGAAUUGGACGUAUGAGGACGAUUUCGUUUCUGUUGUCUUUUCAGUCACUGGUAUAAGGAACUAUGUGGUUGCUCCGAUCACAGAGGAAGUCGUAUUCAGAGCAUGUGUCCUCAGUGCAUAUCACUUGGCGAAUGCAUCCAAAGCACGUAUGAUCUUGCUGAGUCCGUUGGCUUUCGGCGCGGCCCACAUCCAUCAUGCAUGGGAAACCUACAAUAGGUAUGGUCGUAGCCCUGCAGCUUUGAAGCGCGCUGCUAUCGGAACAGCCUUCCAGUUCGCCUACACGACCCUCUUCGGGUUCUAUUGCUCAUAUCUCUUUCUUCGCACUGGUUCUGUCUUACCUCCGAUCGCAGCCCAUGUGUUUUGCAAUGUGAUGGGUGUUCCACAACCUGGCUAUGAUAUUGGCCAGAGACCUGACCGGAAAUUAGCCAUUAUCCUGGCGUAUCUUUCCGGUAUAUCUUUAUUCGUGUAUGUGCUCCAAAGGUGGACAUACACCGAGGAAAGUUUGUUUUGGAGUUAGGAAACACCUUGGGGUUUGCAGCUUUGACCUUUGCUUCGGUUGUUGGUGCCUGAUUACGGCGACAGUAUGGGAUGAGUUUGGAAGGUCAUUGUUUUUUCUUGGGAUAGAAUGUCACACAAUACCAUGAGGAAUAAAUAUCCUACUAUGCAGGUGAUGCAAAAGGAGAUU